UGGAGUGGAUAAACUGAACCUUGGUCUCCGAACGUGGAUGACGAGUGGUCGUUUCAGAUGACUUCAAAACCAAUCCCAUUCUGUAUUCGAUUUUCCCUUCCAAAAUAGGUUUUAAAAAAAAGAGAAAAAAACAAAAAUCUCCCUGCGUCGUAGAUUCAUUCCCGCUUUCUUUUGCGCCGAAUCAUUCAUUGUUACAUCUCCCAAGGAAAGCGAUCCCUUUUCCAUCUUCUUCAUAUUGAUCCCAGAGCAAGAUUCUUGCAUUCCCAUUUACCCUUUUGGGUUUCUCAGAGAGAGGAGGAGAAAAUCCUAGGUUUCAUCUUUCAUUACAGAGAAUUCUAGGGAGAGAGAGUUUCGUCAGGAAUUCUUAGAGAGAGAAGAGAAAUCGUGAUGGCCAGACCAGUUGUUGAUGCUGCCUAUCGAAAAGCAGUCGACAGGGCACGGCGAGACCUCCGAGCACUGAUCGCCCAGAAGAACUGCGCCCCCAUCAUGCUCCGUCUCGCAUGGCAUGAUGCUGGUACUUAUGAUGCAAAGACGAAUACUGGUGGUCCAAAUGGUUCAAUCCGAAAUGAAGAAGAGUACAAACAUGGCUCAAAUAGUGGCCUGAAAAUAGCAAUCGACCUCUGUGAAGAAAUCAAGGAAAGACAUCCGGCAAUAACCUAUGCAGACCUUUAUCAGCUAGCUGGGGUUGUUGCUGUGGAAGUCACUGGGGGACCCACUAUUGACUUUGUUCCUGGCAGAAGGGAUUCAUUGGUCUCUCCGAAAGAAGGAAGGCUUCCUGAUGCAAAAAAAGGUGUAGAUCAUCUAAGAGACAUUUUCUAUAGGAUGGGACUUACUGACAAGGAUAUAGUUGCGCUCUCUGGAGGCCACACUUUGGGUAGGGCUCAUCCCGAGAGGUCAGGAUUUGAGGGGGCAUGGACUAAUGAUCCUCUUAAAUUUGACGACUCUUAUUUUUUAGAGCUACUGAAGGGGGAAUCAGAGGGACUGUUGAAACUCCCCACUGACAAGGCUCUGUUGGAGGAUCCUGUGUUUCGUGAAUAUGUCGAGCUCUAUGCAAGGGAUGAGGACACCUUUUUCAGAGAUUAUGCGGAAUCUCACAAGAAAUUGUCUGAACUUGGGUUUACGCCUCCAGGGUCAUUGGGGUCCAAAACAGAAGCAAAUACGAGUUUGAUACUGGCACAGAGUGCUGUCGGAGUUGCUGUUGCAGCUGCAGUUGUGAUCUUGAGUUACUUCUAUGAGGUCAAUAGAAGGGUUAAGUAAAAUAUUCUCCUGCUUGCUUUGAUGAGGAGAUGUUUUUCCUCUCUCUAGUAGUUGAAGUCUUAGAAAUCAUAUUAUCAGACGAUUCACAUCAGGGUACAGCAGAAUACUGUUUGAAUAAGAAAGAGCAUGCUGUGACAUACUUUGUGUUACAAAGUACAAAUAAACUAAUAAUGCAGCAAAAUACAAACAGUUAUUGAAGUAAUAAUGAUGAUCAUGGCUAUGCUGGUGUUAGUAGAACGUCAUGUAAGCAACAUAAGCAAUGGCAUAAUUGCAACAGGGACAGGGUUUCAUUCUCAUUCCAAUGCAAAUCCAACUCUUCCAAUAAACAAUUUUUAGUACCCCCCAGUACUCAAUAUGCAUAACAUGUUUCUGAUCCAAGAGUGGGUCCGUUUCUUUAUAUGAUGUGCUGCCAAUGCAUUUACUAUCUGCCAUUCAGAUUGAAAUACAAUGCUGUCUUCUCAUGGUUCUCA
This is a messenger RNA of Amborella trichopoda, 1727 nucleotides long. RefSeq names its product ascorbate peroxidase 3 (gene APX3). Gene Ontology annotation, biological process: hydrogen peroxide catabolic process; cellular response to oxidative stress; response to reactive oxygen species. NCBI's taxonomy places the organism in Eukaryota, Viridiplantae, Streptophyta, Magnoliopsida, Amborellales, Amborellaceae. Gene Ontology annotation, molecular function: heme binding; peroxidase activity. The record is from RefSeq and is a predicted model, not a curated record. Gene Ontology annotation, cellular component: chloroplast.